Manihot esculenta (cassava) is the source of this 1971-nucleotide messenger RNA. RefSeq lists its product as uncharacterized. The transcript is spliced from 9 exons. Gene Ontology annotation, biological process: DNA integration. The record is from RefSeq and is a predicted model, not a curated record. Lineage: Eukaryota; Viridiplantae; Streptophyta; Magnoliopsida; Malpighiales; Euphorbiaceae. Bases 1 to 1971 code for a protein of 656 amino acids. Gene Ontology annotation, molecular function: nucleic acid binding.
AUGACAUCCUCUUCCAGUACUUCUAAUACUGUUCAUUCAUCCGGCAAGACUCUGAUUUCUUUUACUUCAUCUCAGUUUCCAUUGAAAUUUACAUCUCAAAAUUAUCCUACUUGGCGUGCACAAGUAGUUCCUGUCUUGCAUGGUUAUAAUCUGAUUGGUUAUGUUGACAGAACGCUAUUGUCUCCUUCUCUGGUUAUUCGUCAAGAAGGAAAGGAUGGUUCAAAUGAAGCUGUGGAUGUUCCAAAUAGCGAUUAUGAAUUUGGGUAUACUUCAACCGAUGCUUGGGAAAGAAUUCAGACUUCUUUUGCAAACAAAUCUGCAAAGAGACUUCUUUCUCUUCGUGAGAAGCUUUCUAAUCUGAAGCGAGAAACAAGGUCUGUAUCUGAGUAUUUGCAAACUGUUAAGAAUGUGUCUGAGGACCUAGCUUUAGCUAGAAGUCUUGUGUCCCCUGUUGAUCUUGUGAUUCAUGUUCUGAAUGGAAUUGGGAAAAUUCCAGUAGUAGUUCGUGCAAGAGAUUUCAUAAUUUCGUUCGAGGAGCUUGAGGAUAAACUUCUGUCUCAUGAACUGUAUCUUAAACGAUCAGAAGCUUCUCUUGAUUCAGUUUCGAUUAUUGCAAAUAAUGUACUUGAUACAGGAGCUUCUCACCAUGUGACAAAUGACUUGCAAAAUCUCUCUUUGCAUGCUCCAUAUGAUGGCCUUGAUGAAUUGCACUUAACCAACGGUUCAGAUUUAUGGGGACCUGCUCCUGUUGAAUCUAUUGAUAGUUUUAAGUAUUAUUUGAUAUUUGUGGACCAUUUUACAAAGUACAUAUGGUUUUAUCCAUUGAUAGCAAAGUCAGACGUUUCUUUAAUUUUCCCAGCAUUCCAAAAACUUGUCGAAAAUCAUUUUUCUUCAAAAAUUACUUCAGUUUAUACUGAUGGGGGAGGGGAAUUUAUUACUUUGAAAUCCAUAUUUCAGGUCAGUUCUGAUGAAGAUCCCUUAGCAUUAGUCCCGUUUUAUCCAUCUCGUUCGAGUAUAAGUCUUUCAAAUUUUGCUUUUGAGUCUUCUUCCAUUGAGUCUUCUAUUGUUUCUCAGUCAGUCGACAAUGGGUCCACAAUUUCGGUCGAAACCAGGUCUACGCUUCCAGUCGUGUCUUCUGAAUCGUUCCUUCCUCCUAUACCAGAAUCGUCCAUCCAACCUCCUCCUCUAUUAGAGUCUUCGUUUGCUGCUUCUAGUGCAGUUGUGUCCAUGUCUGCUGAAUAUAAUGCUUUAAUUACUAAUGGUAAUUGGCUUUUGGUUCCUUCAGAUAGUAGUCAGAAUUUGAUUGGCUGCAAGUGGGUUUUUCGAGUCAAGAAGAAUCCGGAUGGAAGAAGUUUUAUGAAGCAGCCUCCUGGAUUUGUUGAUUCGACUAGACCGGAGUAUGUUUGUAAGCUUGUAAAGGCUUUAUAUGGUCUUCGUCAGGCACCAAGGGCUUGGUACCAAGCUUUGCGGGAUUGUGCAUUGCAGUUUGGUUUUAUUCAAUCUAAAUGUGAUCAUUCACUAUUUAUAUUUUUCAAGGCUAAUGUGGUUUGCUUCUUUUUGAUAUAUGUUGAUGAUUUACUUCUUACAGGGAGUUGUAAAUUGUUCAUAAAUUCAUUUAUUGGUGAGCUUGCAGCCCGAUUUUUCUUAAAAGAACCGCAACCUUUGAAUUUUUUCCUGGGUAUUGAUAUACAUCCAUGCAAAGAUGGCCUAUUCUUGUCACAACAUCACUAUAUUCAUAAAUUGUUAGUGACUACCAAAAUGGACGGUGCGAAACCGGUGAGUACUCCAUUUGCUACAACAACUAAAUUGGUUAAAAAUGUAUCAUUAGAUUUAGUUGCUGAAGCUACAGAGUUUCGAAAGCUUGUUGGUGCCUUGCAAUAUCUCACUUGGACUCGCCCUGAUAUUUGUUUCUCUUUAAUAAAUUAUCUCAAUUCAUGUAAAGUCCAACAACAGCUCAUUGGGAUGCGUUGA